This is a messenger RNA of Caenorhabditis remanei, 1029 nucleotides long. RefSeq lists its product as uncharacterized. Gene Ontology annotation, molecular function: extracellular ligand-gated monoatomic ion channel activity; neurotransmitter receptor activity; transmembrane signaling receptor activity. The transcript is spliced from 8 exons. The coding region runs from base 1 to 1029 and encodes 342 amino acids. NCBI's taxonomy places the organism in Eukaryota, Metazoa, Nematoda, Chromadorea, Rhabditida, Rhabditidae. Gene Ontology annotation, cellular component: synapse; membrane; neuron projection. Gene Ontology annotation, biological process: monoatomic ion transmembrane transport; nervous system process; regulation of membrane potential. The record is from RefSeq and is a predicted model, not a curated record.
AUGUCGAAAUUCUAUCUUCUUGCUCUGAUUUGGAAUUUGAUGAGCAGCUUGGUGACGUCACAAGAGAUGACUAAAGCGGAGAACAAAUCCCAGUGGAUCAAUCAAAACACAACAAUCCAUCCCCCAAUCACUGAGUUGACUCUCACGAUGGGUAUGCUGAAAUUGGUUGAUGUGGUCGAAGUAGAGGAGAAGAUAGUGUUUCUGUUCGACUACAUUGCUCAGUGGACAGAUCACAGGCUGAAAUGGAAUCCAUUGGAAUAUGGGGGCAUCAGUCAUAUGUAUGUGCCGCAGAAGCAGAUAUGGCUGCCGGAAAUUACAAUUGCGGAUGCUCAUGAAGUGAAAUUUUUCGAGUCUGAUGAUGCGCCGAGGACAGCAUGGGUUUUCAAAUUCCCACUGGAUGAACACGAAUGUGGAGUCAGUGUUCUAUUUCAUACGUACUUUCCCAAUGAGUAUGUCAUCAAGAGUGGUAUGGAACAGAUCGGGAAACCUAUGUCAGAACUGGGAAAUGGCGAGUGGAAGGUAACGUACGUCGGUGUCUCAGAACUGAAAUCAAAUGAUCCGAACUUGGGAUCAGUGCAAAGAUUUGUGGCAAGGUUCCAGAGAAAUCCUGGAUUUUAUGUGGCUUUGGUUAUGAUACCUGCGUUUUUCAUUAACUUGUUGUCAAUCAUUGCACUGUUUUUGAAUAUUGAGGAUAUUGGGGAAAAGAUUACAGUAGGCCUAACCAAUAUUAUGGCGAUGACUUUCAUUUUGGUAAUCUUAGCCGCUGAAAUGCCGAAAACUGCAAAAUUACCAUUGCUAGCUAUCUACGUGAUCGUAGGCUUAGUCAUUGUGAUGACUUCAAUUGUUGUAGCCCUUAUUCUACCAGGAAUUCGAAAAUAUCAAGAGAAGAAAAGGAAAAGUGAAGGAGAGGGGAAGACCGGCAAAGAGACAAGAAUCCAAAAACUUUACAAUUGGCUGAGAAUAGAAUACGUUUUGAUGUUCAUCUUUCAAGUAGCGAAUCUUGUCAAUUUUAUAAUUCUUUUCCUUUGA